Molecule: messenger RNA, 2464 nt
Organism: Camelina sativa (false flax)
Lineage: Eukaryota; Viridiplantae; Streptophyta; Magnoliopsida; Brassicales; Brassicaceae
Product: putative E3 ubiquitin-protein ligase EDA40
Source: RefSeq, a predicted model, not a curated record
UUUAAUUUAAUAAAAACUCAAAACCCCACCAUUUUCUCCUGCUUCUUCUUUAUCAUUCUCCCCACCCCAAUCUCUAUAGUGUCUUCUUUACAUUAAAAUCUCAAAAACUUUUUCGUUUCCUUCUCUCAGAAAACAAAUUUUGUUGUACUCAUCACUACAAAGAAGAAGAAGAAGAAGAUGAUCAACGGUUUGAAAAGAACGUUUUGGAGCUCCAUACAUAAAAAGAAAGAUGAUGAAGGUUCACUUAAUCGGCAAAAAACAUCAACUUCAAGAUUCGGGUUUUUCUCUAACCCGUCUACCCCAAGGUCCGAUACCCGUCCCGAUUUAGUAACCUCUCCUUCUAGCCUUCGUUGGUCUGCUACAGCCGGUGUCACUACUACUCCUUCUUCACCGUCUCUUCCCGCUAGUCCCAAGCUUCUAUGCAGAACUUCCGGUGACGUUACUCCUACUAGAAACAGAAGCCCUCUCUCUCUUCUCAGCGUAUCUUCUUCUUAUUCUUCUACACCUUCCUCACCUAAAUCUCCGGCGAGCUUCUCUCUCCUCAAAUCUAAACUCUGUUUCACCAAAAGCAGUAGCAUAAGCAGCAAAUGUGGGAUUUGCUUACAAACAGCUAAAGCAGGAAGAGGAACUGCGAUUUUCACGGCGGAGUGUUCUCACACGUUUCAUUUCCCUUGCGUAGCUUCACGCACCGGUGAUCGGAAUCUACUCUCCGACUGCCCUGUUUGUGGUACCUCCUGGAGAGAUACCUCACUUCUCCCUCCUCUGUUUCUCUCUUCCCCUCUCCACGAGCUCAACACUACUGCUACUACUCACAAAUCCCCGAAAUCAGGAUCCGAAUCCGACUCCAGGAUCCGAGAAUCAAAACCCACCACCAACAAGUCCUUACGAGUCUACAACGACGACGAGCCUCUGGUUUCGUCUCCAAUCUCUCGUACCGGUGGUUUCAACACCAUACCGGAAUCAGACGAGAACGAAGACGACGACGACGAAGAUAACGGAGAAUUCAAAGGGUUUUACGUUAACACGCCGUCACCGUUAACGACGAAGACGGAUUCCGUUAAUGGACACGUGGACGUUAAGCUGUCUUCAGAAGCUGCAGUUGUGGCGGCUGGGAGAGGUUACGAGACUUACUCUGUUCUGAUGAAAAUCAAAUCUCCGACGUUACCGACGACGGCGCGUAGAUCUCCGGUGGAUUUAGUAACGGUGUUAGACGUCAGCGGAGGGAGGAUAGAGACGGUGAAGCGAGCGAUGAGGCUCGUGAUCUCGUCUCUACGGGAAACGGAUCGUUUGUCGAUGGUCUCGUUCUCGUCGAGCUCGAAACGACUGUCUCCGUUGCGGAGAAUGACGGCUAACGGGAGGAGAUUAGCUAGAAGAAUCGUCGACGAAAUCUCCGGCGACGGCGACGGGAUGAGCGUUAACGAUGCGGUUAAGAAAGCGGCUAAAGUGAUCGAAGAUCGCCGGCAGAAAAAUCUCUUCACCACCAUCUUCGUGUUAACGGACCGUAAAGCCCACCAUCAGGCCCAAUUAGCCCAGCAAGAUUUUGUGAAGUCCACGCGUUUCUCUCACUUGGAAAUCCCGACGCACACUCUGUGGCUCGUCGCGUGUAAUCAUGAUGACGUGUUUGCUAAACGGAUUAAGAGUCUGUUGAGUUUGUCUGUUCAGGAUCUUACUUUAAACCUCGGAUUAGUUUCCGGGUCGGGUCAAGGAGAGGUGACUUCAGUUUAUUCACUAACGGGUCGACCUGUUUGGCUUGGAUCCGGGUUGAUUCGGUUGGGUGACAUGUACUGCGAUGAAGAAAGACAAGUGUUGGUAGAACUCAAAUCUCAUCCGUCUAGUAGUAGUAGGUCACAGAGAAUCAUGACCGUCCGAUCUCGCCACGUCGAUCCUACGACUCGGGAGAUCAAAAACUGUGAAGAUCGAGUGCUUACGAUACCACGUCCCAUCGCCGUCAGAUCAUCGUCUAACUCGAACAUCGCAAGACUACGAAAUCUCCACGUCAGCACACGAGCCUUAGCCGAGUCACGGCGGCUGAUCGAAGUCAAUGAUCACUCCGGGGCUGAGCGGAUGCUGACGUCAGCAAGAACCUUGUUGGUGCAAUACGGUUUGAGCUCGAGUGAGGCGAGCUUACGUGGUUUGGAAGCUGAGCUGGCAGAAUUGAACCGAUUGAGAGGUAGACACGUGGCGGUGAAGAGUCCAGAGCCGGUGGUUCAGAAGAGUGAGCCGCUUACGCCGACGUCAGCGUGGAGAGCGGCUGAGAGAUUGGCUAAAGUGGCGAUCAUGAGGAAGCAUAUGAAUAGAGUUAGUGACCUCCAUGGAUUCGAAAAUGCUAGAUUUUAGUUUCUUUCUGUUUAUGUAGUUUUGCUGUUUCUACCCUUUUUUUCUUCUUCUUUUUUUUACUUAAGUUUUGUAAUGGUGUGAUACAAAGAAAAAAUACAAAGGUAUAUGAUAAAUGAAAAUUUUAUGG